This is a messenger RNA of Arabis nemorensis, 1182 nucleotides long. NCBI's taxonomy places the organism in Eukaryota, Viridiplantae, Streptophyta, Magnoliopsida, Brassicales, Brassicaceae. The record is from the annotation of a GenBank genome assembly.
AUGGUAGCGGGUGAACGAAUCAACCCUAGCUCUUAUCGUCUUCUUCAUCACCCUCUCUCUCCCCUCCCCCAAAACCCAAACAGUCACUGGCGAUUCAUCUUCUCCGUCGUUACACCGGAGAUAAUUUCUUCUGAACGAUGUGAUCGACAUUGCAACCGCCGCGUUCUCUCUCUCCGACGAUUCUACAGCUCUAAAACAAUUGCAUCUGCAGCUUCUUCUUCUUCCCCUGUGACGACGACGACCUUGGACGCUGCUUCCGUCUCUCCUCCUCAAUCCCAGAUUCUCACCACUCGUCGUUCUCUUCUCUCCGGCGAAAUCACAGCUUCAGAGAUAGCUAAAUCUUAUCUCUCUGAACCGCAGCUUAAAUGUUUCCUUCACGUAUCUCAGAAUGUUCUGAGAGAUCCUCAAGAGAUCGAUGAACGAAUCGCUAAGGAUGAGGAGUUGGGUCCUCUCGCCGGAGUUUUGAUCGGCGUUAAGGAUAAUAUCUGCACGGAAGGUAUGCCUUCUACCGCCGGUUCUUGUAUCUUAGAGGGAUUAUUGCUGGCAAAACCAAUAUGUAUGAAUUUGGAAUGGGAAGCUUCUGCAUUUCAGGUAACUGCGAAUCCAUGGGACUUGACCCGUGUACCGGGAGGUUCAGCAGCAGCUGUUGCGGCAAAACAAUGUAUGGUGUCUCUUGGUAGUGAUACAGGGGGAAGUGUGAGACAGCCAGCUUCGUUUUGUGGUGUUGUUGGUCUUAAGCCAACUUAUGGGCGUGGCUCUCGGUUCGGACUUAUGGCUUAUGCAUCUUCGUUGGAUUUGAUUGGUUGCUUUGGCUCUACUGUUGCUGAUGCUGGGAUGAUUCUUCAUGCUAUUUCUUGGUAUGAUAGGUUCGACGCCACAAGUAGCAAACAAGUAAGGCCUCUUGUUGUUGGUUUCCUGCAUUAUAACGAGAGAGAGGAAAGAUUUGGUCUGAUUCCCGAGACACUCGAAGAAGGUAUUGAUUCUGGAGUGAGCUCUGCAACUCAGGAAGCUGCGUCUCACUUAGAAGCAUUGGGUUGUGUAUUAACAGAGAUUGAUUCUUGCGUUGGAAAUGAAGAUGUGGGAAUCAAGUUAUGGCUGACGAGCUCAACAAGCUGUAUGAAUGUUUUCCCCGUGGAGAAUGAUUUGGUGGGGAGGUACAAUUUCAUAAAUGACUCCAUCUGA